Thecamonas trahens ATCC 50062 is the source of this 582-nucleotide messenger RNA. RefSeq lists its product as uncharacterized. Bases 1 to 582 code for a protein of 193 amino acids. The record is from RefSeq and is a predicted model, not a curated record. Lineage: Eukaryota; Apusomonadida; Apusomonadidae. The transcript has 2 exons.
AUGAGCGAAGCACAAAGUCAGACAGUGGAGCAUGAGGGCGUCCAGGUCACCGCAGUCUCACAGGGUCUGAUGAAAGCUCAAGGACCUGACGGCGAGUUCAAGGUCAGCGGAUACCACGAGUUCAAGGUGAUCAUGAUCGCGAUCGCUCUGCACCGGCGACAGACUUAUGACGCAUGGCAUGGGGUACAGCAAGGACCUGACGGCGAGUUCAAGGUCAGCGGAUACCACGAGUUCAAGGUGACUGGGGUGAACACGACGACGACGACCAAGACGCUCAACGCGGCACUUGUGCUGACAUCUGAGGCAGCUGCGGCGGCCGAGGCCGAGGCCAGCAAUGAGGCCGGGGCGAGCGAGGGCGGCGACGGCGGCGACGGCAAGAGCGAGGAAGCCGAGGCGAGCGGCAAGGGCAAGGGCAAGAGCGGGAGUGCGGGCAAGAGCGAGCCGGGCGAGGUCGGGCGUGCAGCAGUUUACAUGGAGAUCGAGUCGGGCAGGGAGGUCGUGCUCACCAUUGUGGUGGAGACCAAGAACCAGGAGCCGUUCGAUGCAUUCCAGAUUGCAGUCGAGGCCGUGUAUGAGUUCUAG